AUGUGUCUUGAUUUCUUUCGUCUCAGUUACAUCAGUCCAGCAACAGGUAUAUACUGUAGAGGUUGGAUGUAUAUUGAAUCGACUCUUGAUGCGACAAAUGAAUUACUGGCAGCUAUUAUAUCCAUUCAACGACAUACACUCAUCUUUAGACCACAUCUAUUUCGCAAUACAAUUAAGCGUUAUGUUUUCUAUUACUUACCUCUUCUGUUUGGUGUUAUUUAUCGUGUUGCUUUUUACAUGGGUACCAUUGUAUUCUAUCCAUGUGAUAAUUCAGAUUGGGACUUUACAUCGAACAUGUGUGGUGAUACUACAUGCUAUCUUACAAAGAACCCGGCAUUGGCUAUGUUUGACUGGAUAGUAAAUACUGCUUUGCUAGCUAUUGUCAUUAUGCUUGCUAACAUAGUGCUGAUUAUAAAAGUUAUUAGACAAAGACUUCGUCAACAAAGAGCUAUCUCAUGGUCAAAACAAAGGCGUAUGACAAUACAACUUAUUAGUAUUUCAAGUCUUUAUUUACUUAUCUGGAUACCAAGCAUCAUCUUUGGUCUUAUUCAACAGAUAAGUCCAACGGAUGAGAUAGAUGAAAUUCAAACAGAUUAUGUAGAAGAUUUGACGUAUUUUAUAUGUCUUUUAAUUCCUUGGAUUGGUAUUGGAAUGCUUCCUGAUUUCAAAAAGUGGAUGUUAAAGCAAUUUCGUCGUCUAAGAAAACCACCGAAUGCAAUUGGGACAACGAUUGUCCGAACAGAAGCACAUUAG
This is a messenger RNA of Adineta steineri, 753 nucleotides long. The record is from the annotation of a GenBank genome assembly. Lineage: Eukaryota; Metazoa; Rotifera; Eurotatoria; Adinetida; Adinetidae.